Sugiyamaella lignohabitans is the source of this 1971-nucleotide messenger RNA. RefSeq names its product arginine--tRNA ligase. Gene Ontology annotation, biological process: arginyl-tRNA aminoacylation; mitochondrial translation. The coding region runs from base 1 to 1971 and encodes 656 amino acids. Lineage: Eukaryota; Fungi; Ascomycota; Dipodascomycetes; Dipodascales; Trichomonascaceae. Gene Ontology annotation, molecular function: ATP binding; arginine-tRNA ligase activity. The record is from RefSeq and is a predicted model, not a curated record. The transcript has a single exon. Gene Ontology annotation, cellular component: mitochondrion; cytoplasm.
AUGUCUGAACUCCACACUCUUACCGAGCGAUUGAAUAGCUUGGGCCUAGGCAGUGCUCUCACACCUUUCCCUGGCUCGGAUCCUGUUAAUAAUCCCUUCGAUCUCUUUCGUUCUUACAUCUCGGAAGAGCUUUCCAAGAUAACUGGUGUGUCCCGUGAUUUGGUCUAUCCUGCUUUGGAGUGGACUAAUACCCCAGACCGCGGUGAUUUAGUUAUUCCUAUUCCCCGUUUGAGAGUUAAAGGCACUCCACCAAUUGAAUUGGCAAAGAAAUGGGCUGCUGAGUUUCCUGAGAACAGCUAUUUGAAGGCUGUUGUAGCUAAUGGCCCUUUCAUUCAGUUCUUUUUCAACCCUAGCGUUUUAUUCAAUCUUGUUUUAAAAGAUAUUUUGACAUUGAAUGACGACUUUGGAAAUAGUACCAUUGGAAAGGGUAAGAGAACGGUAGUUGAAUUUAGCUCCCCCAAUAUUGCCAAACCUUUUCACGCUGGUCAUUUGAGAAGCACAAUUAUUGGAGGUUUUAUUUCCAAUUUGCAUGAAAAAUUGGGCUACGAAGUUAUUCGUUUGAACUAUUUGGGUGAUUGGGGAAAACAGUUCGGCAUUUUAGCUGUUGGUUUCAAGCGCUACGGCUCUGAGCAAGAAUUGGAGUCUAACCCAAUCAACCAUCUUUUCAACGUGUAUGUUCGAAUUAAUAAGGAUAUUGAAGCAGAAAAGGAAGCAUCGACCAAUGCCUAUUAUGAAGAUCACCCUAAUGAAAAGCCACAAGAGAAAGUUGAAGUCGAGGAAAAGAAACCCCAGGAGAUUAAGAAGGGUGACAAAAAACCUGAAUUGGCCACCCCUGCGGUCCCUGGAGUUCCAGCAUUUGUUCCUACUUCUGCAACUGACGAUGAGGCUCGAUCUUAUUUUAAGAAGAUGGAGGAUGGUGAUGAGGAAGCCCUUGCACUUUGGAAAAAGUUCCGUGAUCUUUCUAUUGUCAAGUACAAGGACACUUAUAAGCGUCUCAAUAUUGAAUAUGACUCUUAUUCAGGUGAAUCGCAAGUUUCCAAGGAGGUAAUGCAGAAGGCUACUAAACUUUUUGAGGAAAAGAAUCUGUUAACUGAAGAUAAGGGUGCUAAAUUAAUUGACUUGACACCGUAUAAUAAAAAGCUUGGCAAGGCAAUUGUUCAAAAGAAAGAUGGAACUAGUCUGUAUUUGACCCGUGAUGUUGGUGCUGCUAUGGACAGAUAUGAAAAGUAUAAGUUCGAUAAGAUGAUUUAUGUUAUUGCCUCGCAACAAGAUCUUCAUACUGCCCAAUUCUUUAAAAUCCUUGAUCUCAUGGGAUUUGAAUGGGCUAGUAGAUUGCAACAUGUCAACUUUGGUAUGGUUCAGGGCAUGUCUACACGUAAAGGAACAGUUGUUUUCCUUGACAACAUCCUGGAAGAGACGAAGGAUGCCAUGCACGAUGUUAUGAAGAAGAAUGAGGCCAAGUAUUCUCAAGUGGAGAACCCUGACGAAAUCGCUGAUCUUGUAGGAAUUGCUGCUGUUAUGAUCCAAGAUAUGCAAGCUAAACGUAUAAACAACUAUGCUUUCAACUGGUCUAGAAUGCUUUCAUUCGAAGGUGAUACUGGUGCUUAUUUGCAGUAUGCUCACUCGCGUCUCUGUUCCAUUGAACGUAACGCAGAGUCGCUCGUGGAUUUGAGCACUUUACAUGAGGCAGAUUUUUCGUUGUUGAAGGAACCUAUUGCAGAAGAAUUAGUCCGUAUAUUGGCACAAUAUCCGGAUAUUUUACUUGCUUCUCUUCGUUCUUUAGAGCCUUCAACUGUGGUAACCUAUUUAUUCAAGCUGACACACUGUGUCUCUUCUUGCUAUGACAUCUUGUGGGUCGCUGGUCAAACACCUGAACUUGCGAAAGCUCGUUUGGCUCUUUAUAGCAGUGCUAGACGCGUUCUUAGCAACGGUAUGGAGUUAUUGAAUUUAACUCCUGUCAAACGUAUGUAA